GCAGAGCUGUUGAGCUUUUCCCUUUUGGUAGGAAACUUAAAGUGCUUGCAUGGGCUUCCUGAUGCUUUGCUGUCCAGAGGAGUGGCAGAUUUGGACCAGAUUCCCAGUCACGGCUUUUCCAUAUGCGUGAGUCAUGGUGGCUUCCCAGUGCUGCUGCACCGCUCCGCUCAGGGGUGCAAAACAGGUGGCCGUUUCGCUGGUGGAGAAGAUGCAGGCUCAGGAGAUCCUGCGGAGCCUGCGGCUCCCCGAGUUCGAUGACCUCAGCCAGUUCUUCCGCAACCUGCCGGCCACGGCGCUGGUGGGCAUCGGUGCCUUCGCCGCCGUCGUCGCCUACUGGUUCGCCAGCCGGCCGCGGGCCGUGAAGCCGCCCUGCGACCUGCGCAUGCAGUCCGAGGAGGUGGAGGGCCUGGCUGGGGCGCGCCGSUCGGUGAUUGGGGACAGCCCGCAGCUGCUGACGCACUACUACGAUGACGCCAGGACCAUGUACGAGGUCUUCAGGAGGGGAUUCAGCAUCUCUGAGAAUGGUCCCUGCCUGGGGUUCAGGAAGCCCAAGCAGCCCUACCAGUGGCUGUCCUACAAGGAGGUGGCUGAAAGAGCAGAAGCUCUGGGUUCAGGCCUCCUGCAGCAGGGCUGCAAACCAUCCACAAAGCAGUUCAUUGGCGUCUUCGCUCAAAACCGUCCAGAGUGGAUCAUCUCUGAGCUGGCUUGCUACACCUACUCCAUGGUGGUGGUUCCCCUGUAUGACACCUUAGGUCCUGGAGCCAUUCGGUACAUUGUCAACACAGCUGACAUUUCCACGGUCAUUUGUGACAAGCCUGAAAAAGCCAGGAUUCUCCUCGACCAUGUGGAGAGGAGAGAAACACCAGGCCUGAGCUCCAUCAUCCUGAUGGACCCCGUUGAGAAGGAGCUGGUGGAGAGAGGGAAGCGCUGUGGGGUUCGAAUCCAGACCAUGCAGGAGGUGGAGGAUUGUGGCCGUGAGAGUCGACACGUGCCUGUGCCUCCUCGACCAGAAGAUCUGUCAAUUGUCUGUUUUACUAGUGGCACUACAGGAAAUCCCAAAGGUGCUAUGCUGACYCAUGGGAACGUGGUGGCGGAUUUUUCAGGCUUUUUGAAAGUGACGGAGAAAGUGAUCUUUCCGAGACAGGACGAUGUGCUCAUCUCCUUCCUGCCUCUGGCUCACAUGUUUGAAAGAGUUAUACAGUCUGUAGUGUACUGCCACGGAGGGCGAAUUGGCUUCUUCCAAGGAGACAUUCGCCUCCUGUCUGACGAUAUGAAGGCACUGCGGCCAACCAUCUUCCCCGUCGUGCCGCGGCUGUUGAACAGAAUGUAUGACAAAAUCUUCAGCCAGGCUGACACAUCCCUCAAACGUUGGAUUCUGGAAUUUGCUGCAAGACGAAAAAAGGCUGAAGUUCGAAAUGGCAUCAUUAGAAAUGACAGUUUGUGGGAUAAACUUUUCUUUAAUAAAAUUCAGGCGAGUCUYGGGGGGUGUGUCCGCAUGAUAGUGACAGGCGCUGCUCCUGCGUCCCCGACUGUCCUGGGCUUCCUCCGCGCAGCCCUCGGAUGCCAGGUUUAUGAAGGCUAUGGCCAAACAGAAUGCACAGCUGGAUGCACCUUUACAACUCCGGGUGACUGGACAUCAGGUCAUGUAGGAGCCCCUUUGCCCUGUAACUUAAUCAGAUUGAAGGAUGUGGAAGAACUGAAUUAUUUUGCUUCCAAAGGAGAAGGAGAGAUCUGUGUGAAAGGACCCAAUGUGUUCAAAGGUUACUUGAAAGAUGAAGAGAGGACAGCUGAGGCACUGGACCAGGACGGCUGGCUUCACACAGGAGACAUUGGGAAAUGGUUACCUAAUGGGACCCUUAAAAUUAUUGAUCGGAAAAAGCAUAUAUUUAAACUUGCUCAGGGAGAAUAUAUUGCACCGGAGAAGAUAGAGAAUAUCUACAUCCGCAGUGACCCUGUUGCUCAGAUCUAUGUCCAUGGAGACAGCCUGCAGGCCUUCCUGGUGGGAAUUGUGGUGCCUGAUUCCGAAGUUAUGCCAGGUUGGGCAAAGAAAAGAGGGUUUGAAGGAACRUAUGCAGAACUCUGUAAAAAUAAGGAACUACAGCAGGCAAUAAUGGAAGACAUGGUACGGUUAGGGAAGGAGAGUGGGCUUCACUCCUUUGAGCAGGUCAAAGCCAUUUACAUUCACUCUGAUAUGUUCUCGGUGCAAAACGGUUUGUUGACACCAACAUUAAAGGCUAAGAGACCAGAACUGAGAGAUUACUUCAAAAAACAAAUAGAAGAGCUAUAUUCAAGCAUCUCCAUCUGAAAUCACGGGAAGAAUCUCCUGAGUAAUGGACUUCAUAGCAAUAUUAGAAUAAUACUCAAAAAGUACAGAGCCAGAACGACACUGCUGAAAUGRAUAAGCAUCUGAAUCCUACAUUUGAGCCUUUCAUUUUUCUAGGUUUUCAUCACUAACUAUAUUUUCCCUUCUUUUUUCCAUCAGGUGUGAUACAAUUUCUUUUUUACUCUAUGUUCACGGUAGGGCACAACUAAGAAUUAUGCUAAAUUGCCACAAAAUAUGCAGAAAUUUCAAUCUAUGACCAAGUAAAUUAUGAAAGCAUAUCUUAUUAAUAACUACAAACAUUUCUAAUUAAAAUAGGGGAAAAUUCAGGUAUAUCUGUUGAUAUUUGAUUGUAUAUAACCUAAUACAUUGGAAACUAAAAUCAUGGAUAAUUCAAUAAUGUGGUCUACCUCAAACAAUCAGUGAUUGAUGGUGAAAGUAAAAGUCUAUUUUCUCUGAUUUGGAACUUCAAGCUGGAUAUUGGUUUAUAUAGUAAGUGAUAGUUUUUAUAUUUUUCAGGACAUAAAUGACAUUGAUUUGAUUUAAUCAUUGAUGACCUAACAACCAGAAUAGAACUAGGAAGGAGUCUCCCACUAUUUGUACUUACUAGACCUAUUAGUAUAUUACAUCUAAUGGAUUAAUGUUACCUUGAAAUUACAAGAACMGGGUAGGAAGCAAUAUGAUAGAAUUCCCUCUAUUUCCUUUUCAUCCAAACACAGUUUAUCCAUGGCAUGCUGAUUCUGCAUUAGGGCUCCUUCAGCCCAAUGCACUCAUGGACAUCUGAACUGCUCAAACUGAGAAAGUUGCAAAAGCACUGCUGGCUCUGUGGCGGCUUUYGUGGGAGUUCACGAUAAUCCAUAUGCUCCCAAUCCCUAAUUUAUUACUUUACAUGCUGCUAAUACUGCGUAGUCCAGCUGGACUAACUCCCUUUCAGAAACAGCGCUAAAGAAAUGGAGCACAAGGAAUAAGMUGCAAUUCUGGAUGGAGCUUAGCAAAAUGAAAGGGUUUGGGAAAAGGCCAGCCUGAGGUGCAGCAGUGAAGGGUACCCUUUGUCUGGCCAUGGAAGGGGAAGGAAUACUCCUCUGGAAGAUCCACGGGGAUGGGCUAAAGGCUGUAUUAGCCAUCGCUGUGCAAUGUGUCACCGUAUGGCAGAACACUGGACGUGGUGCAGAAAGGCCUGCUGAGGAAACAUCUUUAUGUUCAGACAUCUGGAAGMAGCAAGUCCCAUUGGCAUCACUCCCAAUGGCCUCUCUGGAAUAACAGCAAGUUGUCUGGAUGAAACCUUAGAUUUCUGCGGUCUUUAGAAAGGGGAUAAGUCUCACAAGGAGUAGGAACAGACUCUAGAGCUCUCUCUUGGUACAAAGCAUGGUACAAGGCAAAGAGAAAACUGUCAUGUCAAGUUGCUUGAAUACUUGGAUUGUCGAUGGCUUCUUUCUGCUGGACAGGGUCCUCAAUAUCUGUGYKUAUUGUUCUAGCUGAUGUUUGUUGCACCAGUGCAUACUAGCAUGGAGCUGUGCCUGCUCGAUCUUCGCUAGGACAGUGGAAACACACUUAUUUUCUCUCUUAYCCUGGAAUCCACUGUAGACUUGAAGCUAAAAGUUUAAAUUUUUAAUCUAAACAGUCUCUUAUUUUCUCUUUGAAGUUCCRUUGCAUGCUUCCAAAUGAAAUAAAUCAAAUUAAUGAGUUAGUGUUAUACGAGGACUGAUUUAUUGCAGUGAUUUCAGAAUAAAAUGAUACAUAGGAAACCGUUUAUCAGUAACAUAAUGACUCAAAGAAUGUGGCCRUUUGAUUUAUCAAAUGUGCUUUUGUCUGAAUCCCUUUAUGCGCCUGAUUCCUCAUUCGAUUCCAGUGCAAUGACUCACAGCAGUCCAAAGCAAGUCAAGAAAUAUCUGAGAUCUGAUGGGAUCUUGUAUUWAUUUUUCACCAAUGUACGCAACAACAGCAUCCCUGGGGAGCUUGCAUGCGCCACGUCUGUGGAGGAUAGGAUAUUGCAUAAAAUCUGGCUCUUUAGGUCAAGUCAUAAAGGAUUUUCAUUUUGAUGGAGUUUAGUUCAUCUCCUUUUUGUAUCAGCCAAAAGACAGUCAUUACAUACGCAACUUUCAAAGCAAUGGAAAAUUAUUCAGUACAAUUUCCUGUCUGUUUUAAUGUGACAGUUUUAAAAUAAAAAAAUAAACCCAAACCCUAGUCAUCUAGGUAAAUAAAAAAAAAGCUAUUUUUUGCUGAUAUUUUUUUACUGUUUGAAUUUAAUUUACUUUUCUCCUAAGAUGAUUUCAGGCCUUUUUGAGACAACUAAACUCUGUCUAAGUAUAGAAGAUCCCAAUAUGAGUUUAUUUACAGCUUAAAUGGCUGUUAUUUUUACAUAUGUCAUCCUGAAUAAUAUGUCUGUAUUCUCCUAUUCAUAUUUGAUGCAAAAUGUCGGAUGCACUAGAGCCAAAGAUAUGAACACCAAAAGAAUAAGAAAGAAAAAAUGCAGACUUGGCCAUACUUGGAUGAUGCAAAAUCUGGGAGAAAUUGUUGUUUCACACCAAAAGUGUGAAUGCUGUUCAGAACUUGUGAAAAGUUAUCUAAAUAAAUUAAAAGCUCUCUUUUAUACUUGUAUAAUCAGAUUUUCCUCUGCAGGUCACUCUCUCUUGCCAUAAUUAUGAUGAUGUUUGURAGAGAUUAACACUUGAAAAAGAGACAUGAGUAAGGCAUGAGCUAGGCACAAUCCUGCUUCUUUCCAAAUUCCAGGAAUAUUUGUUUUGCAUGCAGCAUUCUUGAACUGAAAUGACCACCAAGGAAAAAUCCCCAGGGCUGUCCAAUAAUCAGUUGUUCGGUUUUGUUUGUUUUUUUUUUUUUUACCUUAAGAUAGGUAAUUACUAUCUAUUAUAGUUUCUAUUAUUCAUCUUAAAGAGUGGAGACUUUUUGCAGUCAGUUUUGCAGUCACAGUACUGCGUUCUUAGACACAUUAAACAUGGGAGGUUCUUCCUGGGCUUGGUGCUCUGCCUGUGGAAUCACUGGAAGACUUAUUCAUUUAUAUAUAAAAAAAAAUAAAAUACAUUUUCCAGGAAGAGAAUCUUGCUUAGUUAUAUAUUUUGUAUGUUCUUUGCUUCAUACAUUGCACAGAGAAAAAUUCAUUCUGCCAAAACAUACAGAGUUUGAGCAGAAACUGGACCAGAAUCUUUAACCCCGUGUAGGCAGGAAAUAUAUGGAAUAAUUCUGUCCUGAAAGGCACAUUUGCAGGUUAAAAUGCUUGAUGCACAUCAGGUGAGAGAGAGAGGGUGAGUUUUUAUUGAUAAAGUACCAUUUUGCAAUCUGUGCUCACUGUUAGUCAGUAUCUAUCAGCAACAGUAAAGUCCGGUCUCAUUUUUGCCAUGAAUAUAAAAAUCUUGUAUGUAACAAAAUAAUCUGAUUUAAAACUCUGGAAUGAAAAAAAAUUAACUUAGGGGUUU
Molecule: messenger RNA, 5751 nt
Organism: Malurus melanocephalus (red-backed fairy wren)
Lineage: Eukaryota; Metazoa; Chordata; Aves; Passeriformes; Maluridae
Gene: ACSL6
Product: acyl-CoA synthetase long chain family member 6
Exons: 21
Coding region: 134-2305 (723 amino acids)
Biological process (GO): long-chain fatty-acyl-CoA biosynthetic process; very long-chain fatty acid metabolic process; long-chain fatty acid metabolic process
Cellular component (GO): membrane; endoplasmic reticulum
Molecular function (GO): arachidonate-CoA ligase activity
Source: RefSeq, a predicted model, not a curated record